AUGGUGGAGAUCUUUGGUAUGGGUAAAAACAACAAAACCCAGGCCCGUGAAAAAGCGGAGGUCAAAAAAUUGGAAGGGAAUAAGUUGUUCGCCAGCAAUAACUUUAAAACCGCAAUUGAAUGUUACUCUGAAUCUAUAAGACUUGUCGAAGAUGCAUAUUUAGGCUCUAACUUUGAUAAAGGCUCGAAUAAAGAUUGGAUAACACCCGAACUUAGAAACACCAAUUUACACCAAUAUUAUUCAAAUCGUGCAAUCUGUAAUAUAAAGAUUGAGAACUAUGGAUCUGCAAUAUCUGAUGCCAAUAUCGCUAUAGAACUCCAGCCGGAGUUUUUCAAAGGCUAUUAUCGCCGUGGAUGCGCUUAUCUCUGUCUCCUGAAAUUUCAGGAUGCAGAAACGGAUUUUCUCAAGGUCCUUUCUCUUUGUAAUGACCCUACAGCACGCUCAAAACUGAAGGAAUGCAAGAAAAUCCUUCGUGAACACAAGUUCACUGAGGCCAUCAUGAGAGAAGUCCCUCCUCCUUUGCAUGAAACAUUAAAUGUGGAUACAAUUACCGUUGACGGAGAUUACACUGGGCCCGUUUAUCAACCAAUCGAAAACUUAGACGCUAAUCAAAAAAAUCUGUUUUUCUCUCAGGUGAUAGAAUAUAUAAAGGUACCUGAUAACAAAAUUCAUAAAAAAUAUCUUUGCAUGUUAAUCCUCGAUCUUAUAAAGACCGUGAAAGAUUACCCCUCUCUUGUUGAUUUGCCAAUCUCAGAUUCGGAAGAGAUUACAAUCUGUGGCGAUAUUCAUGGCCAAUUUUACGAUUUGCUAAAUAUUUUCAGCAUAAAUGGCUUUCCUAGUGAUUCCAAUGGCUAUUUGUUUAAUGGUGAUUUUAUAGACAGAGGUUCCUUUUCUCUAGAAUGUGUUCUAACGCUAUUCCUUGCAAAGGUACUAUUCCCCAGCAAGUUUCAUAUUGUACGUGGAAACCAUGAAACUGAAGCACUCAAUAAGUGUUAUGGCUUUAAGGGCGAAAUAUUGAGCAAGUAUGACCCGAAGAUUUAUACCUUGUUUUGCGAAAGCUUCAGAUACUUACCACUGGGCUAUAUUUUGAAGAAUAAAGUGCUCAUAAUACACGGUGGACUUUUCGGUACAGAAGACGUAACAUUGGAUGAUUUAAGAAGGAUAGACAGAUUCAGAGAACCUCCAGACUCUGGACUAAUGACUGACAUGCUGUGGUCCGACCCUAAGCCUACCAACGGGCUAUCCCCAUCAAAGAGAGGUGUAGCUUUUGAGUUCGGCCCAGAUGUCACACACAAGUUCAUAAGGGAUAACAGACUCGACUAUAUCAUACGAUCCCAUGAAGUUAAGCAGGAGGGCUACGAAGUGGAACACGAUGGAAAGAUUAUCACCAUUUUUAGCGCUCCAAAUUACUGUGACCAGAUGGGAAACAAAGGUGCCUUCAUCAGGAUACGCGGCAACGACAUGAAACCAAAGUUCACUCAAUUUGAGGCUGUAGAACACCCACCCUUGAAAGCAAUGCAUUACGCAAAUCCUCUAUUCAGUGGAAUUUACUAA
Molecule: messenger RNA, 1554 nt
Organism: Theileria equi strain WA
Lineage: Eukaryota; Apicomplexa; Aconoidasida; Piroplasmida; Theileriidae
Product: serine/threonine protein phosphatase PP5, putative
Exons: 3
Coding region: 1-1554 (517 amino acids)
Cellular component (GO): cytosol; nucleus
Molecular function (GO): protein binding; protein serine/threonine phosphatase activity
Source: RefSeq, a predicted model, not a curated record